AUGCCCCAUCCAACGACUAAUCAAGUCACCGUGGACGAUUCCAGAGUUCAUGGAGACUGGCGAGACGAAUUGUUCCAAAAUGGGUACGUUGUGGUGAAAAACGCUAUCUCACCUGAUCGAUGUGAAUACUACAUCGACAAGAUGUUUGAGUGGUUGGAAAGUUUCCCUUUCGGGUUUGACAGGAACGAUCGCUCAACUUGGACCGAACAGCAUUUACCCACGCAUAUCAAGGGCGGAAUGUAUCAUGGAUACCGUAUCCAGCAUGAGAAGUUUAUAUGGGAGGCUCGAACAGAGGACGGAGUAAUCGAAGCCUUCGCAAAGCUAUGGGGAACAGACAAGCUUCUGGUCUCUUUCGAUGGAGUGAACUUCACUCUUCCAUCUGGUACUACUCUGCCACAAACUAAACCUUGGCCACACAUUGAUCAAAGCCCACUGCGACAGGGUAUGCAGUGUGUCCAGGGUGUUCUCAACUUCGCACCAAAUGGUCCUCAAGAUGGGGGUCUUCUCGUCGUGAAGGGAUCUACAAAGCUUAUGCCGGAGUUUUUCAAGACUCACUCGGGUGAAAUUGGCAGAGAAACAUGGGGACCUAGCGAUUGGUUUGGCUUUGACGAGAGUGAGGUGAAGUGGUUCGAGGAAAGAGGCUGCGAGAUUCUUAAGGUGAAUGCUGAAGCCGGAGAUCUUAUUCUUUGGGACUCUCGCACUAUGCACUUCAAUUGCGUCCCAUCAUCUCAGAAUCUACGUGCCGUUGUUUAUGCGUGCUAUACACCAGCAUCCUUUGCAACGCCUGAUGUCUUGCAGAAAAAGAGUGAAUUCUUCGACCAGCGAAUUGGAACGACACAUUGGCCCCAUGACAAUCUAUUCACUGAAACUAGCCACGCAAACCGCCCAGAAGAGGACGAAGGGGACUUGACCAAGCGUCUUUAUGAGGAACCUGUUGAGACGGACUUGGUGUUAAAGCUGGCAGGGAAAAAGCCUUACUAG
Messenger RNA from Penicillium roqueforti, 981 nucleotides. RefSeq lists its product as uncharacterized. The transcript has 4 exons. The coding region runs from base 1 to 981 and encodes 326 amino acids. NCBI's taxonomy places the organism in Eukaryota, Fungi, Ascomycota, Eurotiomycetes, Eurotiales, Aspergillaceae. The record is from RefSeq and is a predicted model, not a curated record.